Halteromyces radiatus is the source of this 1116-nucleotide messenger RNA. Its product is annotated as mitochondrial carrier domain-containing protein. NCBI's taxonomy places the organism in Eukaryota, Fungi, Mucoromycota, Mucoromycetes, Mucorales, Cunninghamellaceae. The transcript has 4 exons. Gene Ontology annotation, molecular function: L-ornithine transmembrane transporter activity. The record is from RefSeq and is a predicted model, not a curated record. Bases 95 to 1036 code for a protein of 313 amino acids. Gene Ontology annotation, biological process: mitochondrial L-ornithine transmembrane transport.
CGUUUCCCCACUUUUUUUUUUUUCUUCCUUACUUUCUUUUUUUAAUUUCUUUUCCUACUUGUCAGACUUUUUGUAUGGUAACAAAUAUUACUCAAUGGACGAUACUGGUGAUACGGAAAGUAACUUGCAACAUGAAAUUGAAGAUUUAGUUUUUGGUUCGAUAGCUGGUAUGGUUGGCAAAGUAGUAGAAUAUCCUUUUGAUACUAUCAAAGUACGACUACAAACACAACCUCUUGAUCAACCACAUUAUACUGGAGCAUUAGAUUGUAUUACUCAAACACUUCGUCAUGAAGGGGUCAAAGGAUUAUUCAAGGGUAUGUCAUUACCUAUUAUUGGAGCCAUGAUGGAAAAUGCAACUUUAUUUGUGGGGUAUCGACAAAUGCAACGAUUGAUACGAAUGUAUACUGGACAAUUGGAUGAAAGCAAACAAUUAUCAAUGGAACAAUUAAUGAUGGCAGGUGCAGGAUCAGGUGCUUUGGCAACAUUUGUGCUUACACCUGUAGAAUUAGUGAAAUGCAAACUUCAAAUACAGGAACAAAAGCAACGACAACAUCAUCAUCGGUAUGGUGGACCUUUGGAUGUGAUGAAAAAUGUAUGGCAACGUCAUGGGAUCCAAGGUUAUUAUCGUGGAUUUUGGGCCACAUUGGUUCGAGAAACAUUUGGUGGGAUCUUUUGGUUUGGAGCCUAUGAAUAUUGUUGUGCAACCUUCCUUCGUCGUAAAUCUGGACAUCAUCAUUAUACAAAAAAGGAUUUGACUUCAAUUGAAUUGAUGAUCAGUGGUGCCAUGGGUGGAAUUGGAUAUAAUAUGUCAAUGUUUCCUGUGGAUGUUAUCAAAUCUCAAAUGCAAACUGAUGAUGAAUUACGAAAGGGUCCUAUUCGAUCGUUUGGAAAAAUCGCUAAAUCAAUCUAUCAAGAUGCUGGCAUCAAAGGGUUUUAUCGUGGAUGUGGUAUCACUGCCUUAAGGAGUGCUCCUACUUCGGCUGUUAUCUUUUUAACUUAUGAACAAUUGACACAACAUAUACGAAUACCUAUUUAGAUAGAUUAGAUAAAAUAUUAGAGAUUAGAUAUACCCUACAGUUUCGUGAUAUUAUAAAAUAAAAAUAUUGGAGUUUUCCC